AGAUUGGCGGAAUUGAUACCAGUUCCGUUUAAAUAUUUGCCACGGCUUGUGUUUGGGGACAGACUCGUGCAGGUUGUAUUAAAUAUUUGUCAAGAAAUGCCGCACUCAGGGACGGGUGUUUUAAUCCUAUGAGGAACUGAUCGCUGGAGAUAGGCCAUCGUCGCCAAUGAUCCGCUUCGUACCUCACUAUUGAGCGAUGACUCCAAACUCAUUCCUAUUUCAAACUUUUCUAUUUAAGGAGUAUAAUAGAUCUAUUCAGUAGGUGUUCCUGUAUUGUUUGACAUAGUAGUCCAAUCAGCGGGUUUUCUGAGGUGUUAGCGGGGAGAGAUACGAUUGUAUCAGGGCAGUACGUGUCCCCCGUCCACAGAUCGUACGGGGUUACACGGGGAUCAUCGCAUUUCUACCGGAGAGGAACAAAAGAUGACUUUUACGUGUAUCUUCAUGGGUACUUAACGGACAAAUCCGCUGUCAUCGACUGAGUUAUAUGUACAUAAAUAAACGCAGCGAUCCACAAAAAAGUUCAUACACUGGGAAUGUGAAGAAGUUUUAAAAGCUUUCAACAAGAGAAGUACAAUUAUGACCAUAGAUAAUCAGGAAAUCGCACUUGUUCUGGCGCGGAAAAGGGAUGAAAAAGUUUUACAGAAGGAGUUAUCAACGAUUAAAAUAGAAAAACACAACUCUGUGGCCGACAUCAAACGAUGUCAGAAAGAAAUGAAAAAACGACUGAAGAAGAUACGAGAUAGGCAAAGAGAAAUACAAAGGUCAAGGACAAAGAUAGAGGAGCCACAGGAAGACGCGGACUUUGGCAUGCCUACAGUUCCGGUCUCUGUCAAAUCACAAGCCCGACCAAAAACCGGACCGCCCUCUUCAUUGAGGAAUAAAGUGUCAAACUUUUUCAAACCCAAACUUGAGCUAAAUGACCCGGAAGUGGAAAUAGAUCCAUCACUUGUGUCGGAUCAGACUAAAUCUAAAAUAGACUUGAGACCAGCAACGGCGCGUGCACUAAUGGAAGAUAAGUCUCUCCUCGAUAGGUGUCGCUCUGCCGGAAGGUUAGGAACAAAAGCUUCAGAGUGUAGGUAUUUUGAUCCCGACGAUAUUAACGACAGGAACAAAUUUUACAAUGGUCUAGUAAACAACUGGAAGCGUACUGAAAAAGAAAACUACAACAACAUUGAAAUGAGAGUGGGUCAAUUCUUGGGUCAAAAUGAUGAACUGUUGAAUCGCCGAGUAAUGCGAUCUAACUUUUUACGACAGACAGAUGUUCCUGUGGUUCAGAGAAAGAAACCUUCCACUUUGGAGACGCAUUACUCGUCCUCGCCUCACGUAAGACCCGUCUCUUCCGGAAAUGACUUCCGGCCUCCUGAUAGAGUUUUCAAACACACUGCUCUUCCACAAAGAGUGUUGUCGGCGGCCAUUAGUAGCCGACAGCCUACAGAGAUUCGUUCUCGCGUGAGGCCUUUCUCUCAUAAAUAACUUACUGGAUCGCAGUCAUAUUGACUCUUUAUUAUAAACACUGUCUAGGAAUUACUAAAGUAAUAUUGGAAAAUUGAAUUGUCUUUGUUUUCAAAAAUAUUUAUUUUAUGAGUUAUAUGCCAUGCUACAUGUUUUUUUUUUAUGUUAUUCAUAUUUUACAAUGAACACGUGUAUCUGCCAGACAUUGUCUUAUAGAACUGUCUUGCUCCAAUAAUU
Messenger RNA from Saccostrea cuccullata (small rock oyster), 1689 nucleotides. RefSeq lists its product as uncharacterized. The record is from RefSeq and is a predicted model, not a curated record. The transcript is spliced from 2 exons. The coding region runs from base 577 to 1473 and encodes 298 amino acids. NCBI's taxonomy places the organism in Eukaryota, Metazoa, Mollusca, Bivalvia, Ostreida, Ostreidae.